Molecule: messenger RNA, 622 nt
Organism: Stegastes partitus (bicolor damselfish)
Lineage: Eukaryota; Metazoa; Chordata; Actinopteri; Pomacentridae
Product: acetyl-coenzyme A synthetase, cytoplasmic-like
Exons: 4
Biological process (GO): acetyl-CoA biosynthetic process
Molecular function (GO): acetyl-CoA synthetase activity
Source: RefSeq, a predicted model, not a curated record
UUACCUCAGCCAGGAGGAUCCAGACAGAUCAGCAGUGACUCCAGAUUAACCCAUUUCCUGACUCACCCUCUGAUGAUAUAGGCCUGCCUGCGUCUGUCCUUCCACCAUGGUUGUCCCUGAAUCUCAGGACAAAAUGUUCUACCCUCCUGGUGACCUGCAGAGGGAUGCUCAUGUGCCUGAUUUUAACUCCUAUCUGGCAUUAUACAGGAAGUCUCUCGAGAAUCCAGAAGCUUUCUGGAAGGAGAUUGCUGAUGAGUUCUUUUGGAAGAAGCCGGCGACGGGAGCGAUGCUGCAGUACAACUUUGACGUGACAAAAGGGAGCAUAUAUGUCAAAUGCAUGGAAGGGGCCAAAACCAACAUGUGCUAUAAUGUCUUGGACAGGCAUGUGAAGGAGGGCAACCUCGGUGAAAAGGUUGCCUAUUACUGGGAGGGGAACUCACCUGACCAUCACAUGACCAUCACCUACCGCCAGCUGCUGAGUCAGGUCUGCCGCUGUGCCAACGUGCUCAAGCAAAUGGGUGUGAAAAAGGGCGACAAGGUGUCCAUCUAUCUUCCCAUGAUCCCAGAGCUGGUCUACACCAUGCUGGCCUGUGCCCGGAUAGGUGCUGUUCACUCCAUUGUG